Pteropus alecto (black flying fox) is the source of this 1965-nucleotide messenger RNA. It is a transcript of the gene CUNH3orf49, whose product is annotated as chromosome unknown C3orf49 homolog. The transcript has 5 exons. The record is from RefSeq and is a predicted model, not a curated record. Lineage: Eukaryota; Metazoa; Chordata; Mammalia; Chiroptera; Pteropodidae.
CGAAACGUACAAAACCCUUGCUACUCAAAGUGUGGUCUGUGGACCAGCAUUAUUAGCAACACCUGGGAGCUGGUUUAGAAAUGCAAAUUCUUGGAUUCCACCCCAGACCUACUGUAUCGAAGUCUCCAUUUUAAUGAGACCCCCAGGUAAUUCUUGUGCAUAUGAAAGUUUGAGAAGCAGUCUCCAGAUUAAUGAGAAGUACACACACUUAAAGGAGAGUAAUUACUGUAUCUCCCAACAAUUUUCUAGAGUUUUCCUUAACAUCCAGCUAUUUCGCCCUGAAAAACUCAAAGCACCAGAGAGUGAUGGGAAUAAAUCCUAGCGUCUGCUGCCACCUUGUGGUGGGAAGUUUCAAUCUAUCCAGAAUUUGCUCUUUUCCAUGAAAUAAAUGGGGAAAUGUUAGAAGGAAGGAGUGGAUCAACUACUCCACUGUUUUCAGCCCUAUGCUUUGAGACACCACUACAAAAUUGCAAGAUAUGAUAAAACAGCCCUUGAGCUAAAUAACAACUGUUUUUUUUCAUGUGUGAGUCCAGGACAGAGAGUAUCAUCAGCUCUAGUUGCGAGAUCUAACAAAAGCUGGAAUCACUGGUAUUGCUAUAGGUUCUUUCCUCUUUGGAAUUCAGCAUGCAUAUCUGAAUGUGAUAAUCAAUUGGUAUGUGAAUAUUUUAUUACCAACCCAAAUGGCGGUGGUUAGAUAAUCAAGUCACCUUUUCUACAUUUGCCUUGCCCAGGAAUCUACAACACAUAUUCCACAAAGUGAAAGGGAAUUUCCCACCACUCUGCCAAAUGCAUCAUGGGUGACGUGUGUGAAGUGGUAAACAGGGUCAGUGCCACAAAUGAUGUCUCUAACACCUGGAAGGGAAUAAAAAAGAGAUUCCAAAAAUUUCCUACAUACUCUAUCCCAAAGGGCCCAGAAGUUAAAAGUGCCUCAGUCACUGGAUAAUUGUGUUUCAAAGUUUGUGAGCUCAAGAACUAAAGAAAUCCAAAUAGCUACUACAGGUGAAGGUGACAGCAAUGGAUCAUCCUCAACUAUAUCUACCAGAGGCCUCUAAGGUUGCUUAUGGAAGAGUUGGCCAGUACCGAAGGUUUCAGCAACGCAGAAGGAAAAAUAGCUCGUUCAAAAGGAAAGGGAUUGACAGAUGGCAUAGAGCUGGGUCUACCAACUUAGUAAAACAAAAUGUAUUGGUCCCCAAAGAGGAAUCCUCCAGUGAUAGUGACAUGGAAUUUUGUGAAAGCCAGCAAAAUCAGAAAAAAAAUGUGAUGAAGAAAGUGAAGACUGUUUUGGGGAUGAUGUUGCCAUACAAGGACAGAAGCAAACCAGCAAGUGUCAGUGGAGAGGGCUUCUCUAACCAUAAGGAAACCUGCCUUUCAGACACACAGAAACUUCUUCCUAGAGUCGUCAAGAAGUUUCCAUCACGCAAGCUGUUUACCAAACCAAGAAUGGGAAUGCUCUUGCAGCAUGCAUCUAUACAACUUGAUGUUGUAGAAGCAGAAACAGAGGAGAUAACCCAAGGAAAUACACUCCUCUGGACCAGGAGAACCACCAAGCGUUUAUCUGUGACAUCCCUUCCUUUAGGACUGCAAAAGGUUCCGUAUUCCUCAAAAAAGAGACCACGCUUCCUAGCACUUAAAAAAAAGAAACAUGGCAUGGAAAAUAUCCUCUAAAAAUCAGAUUUGACAGUAGGAAAGCUUCAAAUGCAGGUAGAUGACCUCAUGGAAACAGUGACUGAUAAGUCCAUGAAGUUACUGGCCCAAAGACAUGCUGAGCUUCAAUAGUGUGAGUUUCUAGGGGAGGAAAUUCUUCAGUCUUCUAAGCAGUUCCAGAGGAUUUCCAAGAGAACCAUGAGAAAGUAUAAAUUGAGAAUGUAUGUUUGCCAUGUACCUGCUGCUGCUUCUGAUUUUGUUCCUGACUGCAUAAAAGUUAUCUUCAUAAGGAUUCUUAUCUUUUGCUACAUAAUAUCCUGA